CUCCUCUCCCCACAGAUGCAGGUCGCUUGGACGGUGCAGCGGGCGCGACUGGGCAUGAGGAGCGGACAGCGGGCACGGCAGGCGGUGGGAUCGAGUCGGGUCCCGAUGGCCUUCUCAGCCUUGGCCCUGGCCAAGCAGGAGACCCUGUUCCGCAGACGGACCGAGCUGGUGGUGGUCCACGAGGCGCUGCCGGAAGAGACUGCGUACACCACUGCUCACGAUGGGACCAUUGUUCUAUGGGACUACUCGGAUCGCCCACAGGAGGCGUCGCGGACACGGGUCGUCUUCAUGGGCGCAGGCAAGGCCGCCGGCCUGCAGGAGCUCCGCCUGCUUCCGUCGUCGCCGGGCCUCCUCUUCACCGCCUCGCUCAAUGGCACUGUCUGCAUGCACGACGUCGCUGCCCAGGCCUCGCGCAUCCUGCUAGGCUCUUUUUCCUGGGAUCGAUGGUUCACCACCUGCGACAUCGCUGAGGAUCGUUCGCUCGUCGUUGCUGGCGACAACCACGGCUACGCCUACUUUCUCGAUCCACGGACCGGCUCCAACCUUGUGACAGGUGCUGACGCCGCCCUGGUGGCCAAGGCCGAAGCCACACCCGACAAUCACGUCUCCCACUGGAUGACCCGCUCGGUCGCGUGGGAGGGCGAUCCCUACGCCACCUGGGCCGAGCCCUCGCUCGCCUGGCUCCCGCCACAGGCCCCACCGGGGUAUGACGUGCUCGAUGGCUCGCGCUUUGGUCGCGCACCCGGAUCGCCGCUCGUCCGCCCGCCCUCGGUUGCUACAGGCCGCGGCUUGCGCUUCCAUAAGAACAAGCUUGUCCACGCCGAGUUCCAUCCCGCCGACACCAACGUUCUCCUCACCGCUGGCCAUGACAAGGUCAUGCGUCUGUGGGAUGUCCGCAAGCUUAGCUCGACUGGCUUUGCCGUCGGCCACACCGCCUCAUCGCUCCUUUCCGAGUAUGCUCUGCCCGCCAAUGUCAACGCGGCGUACUUCUCGCCGGGCGAUGGCGCCCGCAUUCUGGCCACCACACAGAACGAUCUCAUUCUCGUCUACGACGUCGCCGAUGGCUCCAUGGGCGUCAUCAACCACCCCAACUCGUUCUACCAGCACAUGACACCCAUCAAGGCCUCUUGGCACCCAAUCCAUCCCGAGUUCUUUGUUGUUGGCUCGUACAAGUCGCUUUCCAAGCGGUCCACUACCGCAGCCUUUGCCGGUAUGGACAAGGACGCAUACGCCCACAUUGCCGAGUACCGCGGCAUCGACCUGUACAACGCCGUCACUCUCGAUCACGUCGCUGCCAUCCCGGCCACCGUCGUCACUGAGAAGCCGCGCGUCUUUGCUGUCAACAAGUUCUCCGCCACCGGCGAUGUUCUCCUGUCCGGCUCGGGCCACUCGCUCUACGCGUGGCGACCGGUCAACGCUGUCGACGCUGCCCAUCGCUCUGGCAACAAGCGCAUGCGCUCGCCUAGCCGCGGCUCGCGCUCCGACGAUGAUGAUGAUGACGACGGGCAGGGAAGCGGCCCGCAUCGCCCACUCUCCGCCAUGUCGCUCGCCGAUCCCGCUGCCAUCAACAGGCGCAUCCGCGAUUUGUUCGGCCGGUCGCAGCGGUUUGCUAACCCCGGCGAUGCCAAAGACAUGCUCGCCAAGUCGGGCAAGGCCAAGGCCAAGGCCAAGACCGCGACUAAGGCCACUGCGGCCAAGUCAAGGUCCAAGACAAAGGCCAGCACAAGGGCCACCACAGCCUCAGUCGCUUCCACCGCAACUGCAGCGUCAACGUCGUCUCGACCCCGAAAGAAGCCCAAGACGCUCAGGUCAUCCAAGGCCGCCGCGGCGAUCGAUUUCACGCUUGCCACACCACCGGCAUCCCAGACCUCGUCCCAGGCAGCUUCACAGGCUACGCCCACAGCUGCAUCACCGUCUCGCUCCGUUCCACCCGCGGCGUCUGUCGCUGUCUGUGUCGGCGGCGGCGACGACGACGACGACGAUGACGACUUUGACACAACAUCGCUCACGCUCUAUCCUCCGUCUGCGUCGUCAUCCCUGUCGCAAGAGUCGCUUGAUGCGCUCCGGCAUCGCGGGCGGCGCGACAGUCGCAGGAAGCGCAACAAGCAGUUGUGAGGAGGCCGAAGGCUUCAAUACUCUUGCAAGUUCGAUGUGGAACGGAACGAUGGCAUGGUGUACGUGUUGGUCACCAUCAGCCGCGGUGACGAGGCCGAGUGCACGUCGUCGUUCUUCAGGCUAGAGACAACCUCGAGUUGGAGCUUGCCGCACAGUGCGCCAAGCGUUCCGGAGGCCGGGUCGACACCGUGGACACCGAUCUCGACAUAGUUGGUCCGGGUAAAUGACAGCGGCGAGAGCA
This is a messenger RNA of Thecamonas trahens ATCC 50062, 2356 nucleotides long. RefSeq names its product DNA damage-binding protein 2. NCBI's taxonomy places the organism in Eukaryota, Apusomonadida, Apusomonadidae. Gene Ontology annotation, molecular function: damaged DNA binding; protein binding. Gene Ontology annotation, cellular component: Cul4-RING E3 ubiquitin ligase complex; nucleus. Gene Ontology annotation, biological process: response to UV; DNA repair. The record is from RefSeq and is a predicted model, not a curated record. Bases 16 to 2115 code for a protein of 699 amino acids. The transcript has a single exon.